Molecule: messenger RNA, 7017 nt
Organism: Hyalella azteca
Lineage: Eukaryota; Metazoa; Arthropoda; Malacostraca; Amphipoda; Hyalellidae
Exons: 26
Coding region: 139-6267 (2042 amino acids)
Biological process (GO): cell surface receptor protein tyrosine kinase signaling pathway; multicellular organism development; protein phosphorylation
Cellular component (GO): signaling receptor complex
Molecular function (GO): protein binding; transmembrane receptor protein tyrosine kinase activity; ATP binding
Source: RefSeq, a predicted model, not a curated record
GACUUUUUUCAAGACAUAUGAACCAUUUGCUUCUUUCUCUGAAACAAGUUCAGGACCGAUUUUUUGCCUUCCUAGAAACAGGUCCAAGGUAAAUAUUACGGUGAUUUCCUGCAAAUAUUGUGCCUCUACAUUUCAUCGAUGUUUAUAUCGUGGCUGAAGCUGUUGCUGCCUUCAGUGGUUCUCCUGAUACCUGUUAUUGCGGAAGUCACGGUAUCGAAGCAUGUAGUCCGCAACGGCACGGUUGUUUGCAGCAGCAUCACGCUGACUACUCACGUGCCUGAUGACGUGCGGCACGAGUUGCGUGACUGUACCCACGUCGACGGGCACGUGAAGCUCCUCAUCGUGCACGCGCAGCCUCGAGACAUGCCGCUCAUGCCCAACCUUGUCGAGGUAAAGGAGAGCGUUUAUUUGUUCCACGUGUCGGGGGUAGAGAGCCUAGGGGAUUUGUUCCCCAAGCUUCGUGUUGUGAGGGGCAAGAGAGGGGAAGUUGCCUUCCUCCUCAGGAACAACCAGGAUCUCGUUGAGAUCGGACUCCCCGGGUUUACGCUUGGGUCGCCCAAGACCGGGCUGGACAUCAGACAGAACUGGCAGCUGUGUGUGCCAGCGAUCCCUCCCUUCACAGUCGCUCCCGGCGUCAUCAAGGACAACGGCGUGUACUGCGAGUACGACAAGCAUGGCUGCCACUUCGAUGACCGCUCCUGCAAACAAUUCGUGGCGUCGAAAUGCUCCUGUCACAACGGGUGCGCCUUGUCAUCCCCUUUGCGGGUCACCAACGACUCAGGCGCGACGGCUGGGCGCAUACGUACGUCUGGCUGCUGCCACGCGCAGUGCCUCGCCGGCUGCACUGCUGCUGGUGAUGCCGGCGCCUGCGUGGCGUGUAAAAAUUUCGCACAAGAAGGCGUCUGCGUCCCUGCAUGUUCCGAAAACUUCAUGCAGUACCAAGGCUACCGCUGCCUGACGGAGAGGCAGUGUCAGCUCGUGGGGGGCAAGCGGCUAAAGAAGGACAGCAUGCAGUGUGUGCUGGACUGCCCAGCAGGAAGGGUGGUGGAGACGCGGCCUGGCGACGCUCUGCCGCACUGCACACGCACCGGCAACGGCAUCUGCGGCAGCAUCACGCUGGGCAGCAACGUGGAGGGCGGGGCGCUGGCGGCGCUGCCCGUCAACUGCACGAGGGUCGUCGGCAGCGUGACGCUUAAUGGUGCCCUCAAUGUUUCGCUGUUGGAGUUACUGGACUCAGUGUUCAGCGAGGGCGUGGAGGUCACUGGGUACGUGCACGUGACGGAGACCUCGCUCAUGUCCCUCGACUUCCUCUUCAGCAAACUCGCCCUCGUCAGGGGGGAAGCCCUCGUCGGCGACGUGCACGCCAUCUACAUCUCGGACAACAUGAAGCUCCAGGAACUACGCCGGCCUCGCCCUCACUUCACAAAGGACUUUCCUCGCGAUUUUGGCCUGGUGGCCAAUGGCCGGGUGAUGGUCAGGGGCAACUCUAAACUCUGUCCAUCCGAGGUGGUCAAUUUGCUGGGCACUGACAUCACGCGCGACUCUUACGAGGCCUUCGCCCUCCUGCACAACGAACGUAACGACGUCAACGUGCCGUGCAACCUGUCGCCGAUCAAGAUCCUGAGCGUGAACAGCACCAGCAGGUCCCUGACGGUGACCUGGGAUCCUAACAACUACAAGGGUCCUAACAAUGACCUCCUGCAGGGGUACUUCCUCUACUACCGAGCCCUCGCCCCCGCCCAGACCGUCACCAUGUUCGCCGGCAGGGACGCGUGCAACGACAGGAGGCUCUGGCGCCAGGUACAGACCCCAGCGUCCGAGGCGCACCUGCGUGGUCUGCAGCCCGGCACGCGCUACGCCUUCUACGUGGAGACCGACGUGCUGCCGUCCUUCGUGCAGAACAACCACGACUCUAUGCCCGGGUCCCGGUCUACCAUCGUCUACUGCAGUACCAUACCUCAGGCGCCGUCAGCCCCCCAGCAGGUGCAGGUGCGGCAGACGGCAGAGGCUCUCAACUCGGUGGCGUUGUCGUGGCUGCCGCCCAGGCAGCCUGGCGGGCAACUAGCUGACUACCAGGUGAUGUUGUGUCGCCUCAAGAGGCCCCCGCCCCCAACAGGUCUGCCCUCGUCUACUGCAGGAGCUUGUCCCACAGUAACACAACCAUCGCCAGCCAUGGAGAAAGACGGAGUCGUCACUCCAGGGCCAGACUCGGCCGUCGGGCUGCAGCUCCACCAUGAUCUACACCAGGCCCUGGAGCCCCAGCAGGAGGCCGAGGACCGCCACCAGGGCGGCGCCCAGGCCUGCUACAGCCCCCAGUGCGACGCCGGAGAGGCAGAGUGGCUGGAAAACAAGCGAAUGCUGGACCGCGUUUACUUCUUCAGUAGAAUUAACGCUGACAUAUAUAAUAGCGGCUGGUCGCCCAAAACAGGGAAGCAAGAAACACAAACGACGACGUCGCCGCCAUCAGCUGACCCUCAUAGUCAGGUGGCUGACGUUCCUUCCUCGUCGUUGGCCCCAGACGAGCCUGCGUCAGAAGAUAAGUACGUCCACCAGGCGCCCCUGGAGCAGCAGGAGUUCUGCGGGACGAAAGGCGGCCCCAUCCAGUGGCAGCUCUACAGCCUCGUCGCCUUUGACCGCGGAGAUUGUGCGGUCCAUGUUAUCCCUCACGCGCACGAUGGCAGACACGCCACCCACUUCCCCGGACUUGGCUACUUUGUGGACUUCCAGGUGUCGGUGCGCGCUUGUCAUACGAACCUCACAGCUCCCGUCGGCGCUCCCUUCCCCACCGGCGUCCCUGUGGCCCUUUGCUCCCCGUGGGUGAACAUCUCCCUCACGUCCCCGAGUCUUGAAUCUUUGGAUUCUGUGAGCGAUCUGCAGUUGGUGAAACUUCCGAGUAAGAGCCUAACUGAUCCUCAUCUGCUCGUCGUGUCGCCCGACUUCCCUGACGCUGAGCUCAAAGCAGGACAAGAGAGCCACGGUCUCACAGUCCAGAAUGGAAGCAAGCAUGAAGGAAAUCCUGAGACCAUAAACACAUCACUUGGUUUAGCUGCAAAUAGUUUCUUUAAUGAAUCUUCGACAAACCAUGCCGAACCAGUGAAUCUUUCCUCGAACGCAUCCAUAAAUGUUGGCCUCGAAACUCUGGAUGUCUCUUCUAAUUCUUACUUACUAUCGUGGACUCCUCCUGCGACGCCAAACGGUGGAUGGGUUCUUAACUACUCUCUCGAAAUACCGGGCCUUCUAACCCGAUGCUUGAGCGGCUCAACCCACAAAGUCGUCCUGAAAUCCAUUCAAGAGGCGCAGGCUCACAUGGUCACAAUCACGGCCUACACGUACGCCGGUCCCGGUCCCAGAGUGGGACUGGCCUCACAAUCCCUCACAAUUGAGGGAUCACAGUCAAUGUUGGCAGCGCUGCUGGUGCUGUGCUGCGUCUUCUUGGUCAUCAUCAUCGUCGUGGGGCUGUACCUCAGACAUCGCUUGUGUUACUCUCUCGCGCCCAACGAGUUCGAAAAGCAACAUAACCCGAGCUAUGCACCCAUGGAAAUCUACGACGACUUCUUCAUCCCUGCGGACCAGCUCCUGAUCAUCCCCCCGGAGCGAGGAGGCCGCCUCGGGUCGGGCAAGUUUGGUGCCGUGUCCCUGGGCUGGAUUUUGGAGCCGGCGUCGGGGCAGGAUGCGGAGCCUGUCGGAGAUGGUGAUGACAACGGCCGUCAUGAAGGCAUGCAGGAGCUGGCAAGACGUUCUGAUGGCGGGCGGUGGAGGCUGGGCAAGCGGGUGGCUGUGAAGGAGCUUCUGUGCGACCUGCCAGACCUGACCUUUGAAGAGUACGAGCUGAGGAAGAAGAAGUUCAAGAGAGAGGCCAGCAUCUUGCAAUGCCUGAGGCAGUGUCCGUUUGUGGUUCGUUUCGAGGGAGCUGUGGUGCAGGGACCCAACAUGUACAUCCUCAUGGAGGUCCUGGACGGGGGCAACCUCCAAGAAUUCAUCAGGAACAACCACGUCACUGAGCAGAUGGUGUACAACUUUGCCAUUCAAAUAGCGGACGGCAUGGCAUACAUCGCGUCCAAUCGAAUCAUCCACAUCGACCUGGCCCCUAAAAACUGCCUUAUCACUCGAAGAUUCUUAGUUAAAAUCGCAGACUUUGGUCUAUCACGAAAGUUGGCUCCUGAACGCUGCUGCUACCACUACCAGAUCGAUGUGCCGCAUCGGAAGCGUCUCAAAAUCUACCUUCCAAGCUUCAUUGCUCCCGAGGGACGACGCACUCAAGACCUGCACUCAGGCCACGAGUGCAUCGUCUUCUUCCUGAAGUCCGACGUGUGGUCCUACGGAGUGCUGCUCUGGCAGCUCAUCACAUGCUCCAACGAGCCCUAUGCUGGCAAGGAGACACCAGCCCCGAAGGAUGUGCAGAGAGCGUGUCUGUGGCUCGAGGGGCCGGGAAGGGCGGCCAAGAUGGCCGAAUUGCUGAACAGCUGCUGGUUGGAUAAUCAGGAUCUGCGCCCCUCCUUUGAGCAGAUUGUUGAGCAACUGCUCCCCAUGAUUUCACCAGAAUUUACUAGGGAGUUUCGUCGCCUGUCAUUCUGUGUUCCGCACCAACACCACGACUCCGAGAGUACGGAGGAUGAGGGAGUUGGGUCCAUGCCUGGGAGCUCCAGAAGCGAGGUUGAGAGUUGCCAGGACCUCGCAGAUCAGGUGGAGCUGAGCCGCGCCCAGGGCUGCCUCAGGUUCCUCAGCAGGAGCGGCUGGCCGCCCACCUUCAGCAGCAGGCACCCCACCUUCAACAGCAGGCACCGUGCAGGCUACGGCGACACAGGGCAAAUGACGAGUACACGAGCCAAGGUAAACUCUCGAGGCGAGGGUGAAAAUAAUUCCGUUGAUCUUCUUCGAAAUGACAUGCAAGCUGAUAAAAAGUGGGAGAGGCGAGUGCUUCCUUCGCGCAGCUCUGCGAAGAUUGACGGAGAUGGUCAGGGUGAAGCCGAGAAGUUCCUCAAUCCAGAAUCCAUUAAGCCAAAGAAGCCUCAAGCUAGAUCUUUGGUCCAUAAUUUUCUUGCAACCGUAAAGCUUGUAAAGACGACGAAAGAAACUGAGAAUUUGAAAGCCAAUCGUAAAGUGAGUGAUGCGGAAAACGGUGCUGAAGGAAGGCCGCUAAUAGAUUUCAAAGAAAAUGAGCCACAACGGCUUGAUAAGUGCAAACUUAAUCUGCCUCUCAGUCCAUUAGGAUUUACUCCUUCGCAGGUCGGCAUGGAAACUGAAAAUCUAAAGCAAAAUAUAACAUCGCCUCUUAUGGUUCCAGCGUCACAGGUUACGCGUCCGAAACUGAAGACUCAACGAUGCUCCUUCCACGCCUCGGCCGAGAAAUAUGUAGAUAUGUCGCCUAAAAAUCUUGAUGGUCUGUGCUUGGAUCACUCGACUGAACUUGACGAUGGAGCUGUGUGUAGUUCUUAUGGGUGUGACUUUCAGCCCGAAGAGACCAGCCUUGACGAUAAUUUGUGUGGGUACACGGAAAUGUGUGGCGCUGUAUCACUCAACGAUAUCCCCUCCGUCUGUCAGAUAGAUGUUGAAGGUCAGAAAACACAAGAUAAGGCCCAAAGCCAGUCUUCUGGUAGCUCUUUUGAGGAUAACCUGAAUUUCAAAGAGCAUAUUACUACUCCUGGAGUACAACGAAACAUUGAAACUAAAGCAUUUGUGCAUUCUGAAACUGAUGGCUAUCCAGUUGAAAUAAUCUCUUCGACGAUGAAAGAUUCCAGAUUAUCUCGUUUUUGCUUUGGCAGCUUCAAUAGCAACCAAAAUUUUCAGCGAGUACCGUCCGUGCGUUUCGCUAAAUCUAAUAUUGAGUCGGAGUCAUGCCCCGGUUCCUGCGAAGACUUUUCCAUUGUCACCUGCCCCUCCAUUGAUACGUUGUAUCCUUCAGCAUCAACGUGCACAAGCGCUGUCACCUCACCCUGCGAAGAGUUCUAUGACGUGACAACUCAAAUCGAUAAUCCCGCUGAAUUAAAUCAGUUUCCUAAGCAAGCCCAAGAUGCAGCGCCGCGAGACACGGAUUCCAAGCCCCACGACUGGAAUUCAGAAGAUGCCAUCGGACUCACUCAAAUUGCUCAUCACUGCGACUCAGGAAUUGUCAACGAGCACGACGGCAGUGACAUGUCACUAGAUUGCUCUCUUGAUCCUCCAUUGAACGUGAACUGCCCUCCGAAAGGUACUCUCGCCAAGAAAUCUCUUCAGUCUGAAGGCGGGGUCCAAGCUCCCACUCUGGGGAACUGCUUCGAAGUGCGUUGAUUUCUUCCUCACUGAAAAAUCGCAGCGCAUGCAGCAGAUAAAUUUAACUCAUUACUCUGACUUUUUUGGAUAAGGAAUAGAGAUGUAGUUUGAAUAUGUUAGCAAUUUAUAACAUUUGUAAAAAUGGAUCGAGGCUAAAGCGCCACAUCCAAGUACAUUCACGUAGAAUCAUUAGUUCUGCUUGCGAUGUUUCGUUAACUUCCUAGCUAUGGCUUCUGAAGUAGCAAAUCUUAAUCCGGCUUACGAUGAGUUGUUUAAACACUGAGAUAGGAUGCAGUUUCAUACUUGAAAUUUCUCUCAUGAUUCAUUAUUAAAAAAUGUAGUAUGCAACUGAACUGUUUAACUCAGUCUAAAGUUGUAAACAAAAUUGGUAUUUAUUUAAUAUAAAACUGGUCUGCAUUUAAGAGGUUGCACAAAUUUUUUGAGGCAGUCGUGAAAUAAGAACGUCUAUUGAAAGUGGCAAAUACCUGGCGUCUUAAAAUCUAUCAAUUUUGAAAAAAAAAAUAUUAGAAUCCAUCUGCUGGUUUUGUUUAAUGUAGUUAUAAUAAGUAUGUACGUGUAGAAGUAUGACCUGAAUUUCAAUAACAUGACUUUAUUUGUAAUACUAAGUAUCGUUAUUUUUAAGGCGUUUUCUCCCAAAAUAGGCAUAGCAAAUUAGCAAUGCAAUAGACUAGUAGCCAAGACACGUAUCCAGAACAUGUUCAUACAACGCUGCCUGGCCUCGCAAAUCUGCAAGGCCAUUUACAAUCG